Ficedula albicollis (Collared flycatcher) is the source of this 2649-nucleotide messenger RNA. RefSeq names its product protein phosphatase 2C like domain containing 1 (gene PP2D1). The record is from RefSeq and is a predicted model, not a curated record. NCBI's taxonomy places the organism in Eukaryota, Metazoa, Chordata, Aves, Passeriformes, Muscicapidae.
AUGGCCAGGGUGUUGGCGGGGGGUCAGACCCGCUCCCCGGGGUACCGGGGAAGCUCCUUGGCGGAGGCCGGCGCUGGCUCGGGCUUCCCAGCAGCUGUGACAGCGACCCGUAAGAUGGCUGCUGCCAUCCCCGGCGCUCUAAGACGGACUGGGCUGUCAGGAAGCACCUUGCCUGGAGGCGCUACAGCUCUGAUUCUUGGCUUUGCAGCACCAGGUGCCAGACCUGGGAAUACAUGGGGGAUGCAGAGUGAGAGUCAGGUCCUUGCAAUACCUAAAUUCUACACUGCUGAAUUCUCUGAGAUACACAGGCAGAUUAAUUAUUCACUUGAAUUCCUUGUGGAUAAUCCACACUCCCACACUGUGAUCUUGCCAAUAUCAAAUCCUGGUACUUCUAAGAAAGGAAAUAAUUCUUUAAUAAAAGCAUUACUGAUUUGCUAAGAUAAAAAUUCCACAUGGCAGAGAGACAUGGAAGACAGGUUUAUUGUGCUGGACAACCAUGAAAGUAGGUCAGAUACAUGCUUUCUGGAGAUUCUUGAUGGCUGUCACAGUGUGACAGCUACAGAAACAAUUGUAGCAAAGCUUCCACUUUUAUUUCUUGAACAGCUUUCUCACAUAGAUUCCUCCUACAAAAACAAAAACAAAGAGCAAGUUCUAGAUUUUUUUUUUGCUACUUCAGUAAUCAAGGCAGAUUACAGGGAAAAAGAGAAAAAACAGGCAAUGAGGAGACCAAGAAGACCAGUCUUGUCAAGAAAGUGUACCAUGAAAAUGUAUGCCAACUCCUUUUGAAGAAUCAGAUUUUUACAGCUGGGAAGGAAUGAGGUUUCCAAAGCUCACUGCAGUUCAGUGGUAAAAAUAAUUCCUAGUGAAGAGAUGGAUGGCACUGGGAAAGAAAGAAAACAUCCUGAAAACAACACGCAUAGUCCAUUAGCCAGGACAGCUAAAGGUAUUACUGGGCUACUGCACGUUGCUAUUAUAGGUAAGUAUAUUCCAUGCCAGGAUUUUUUUCCCCCCUUCAUCAAUUACAAAAAAAACCAAAAACAAGAGAUUCAGAUUCCAGAACAGUCUUCUAAGAAUGGAAGGGGGAAAACCACAGAAAAUCUUGCUGUAAAACCAGAAAUGGAUUCAAUGAUGGACAUAUUGUUGUCUGUGAAGCAGAUUAUUAACAAUGAUCUCAGGAGCACUUCUAAUGUGAGAGAAAAACUUCAGAAUGGUGGAAACAUCAGCACUAAUAAACCAGUAGUAGAGGGAUGCCUGAGAACUACAAGGGCUCUUGGACAUCACAGAGCUCCAGUGAAAAGAACAUCUGUUAUGCCUGUACCUCAUAUUGCAUCUGUCCCUAUCAAUGUUACUUGCAAGUUUCUUAUUUUGGCUUCUUAUGGGCUUUGAGGGGUUUUGGAUUACCUGAAGUACUUGCACCAAGUCUCAACAUUCACUCAUUAUUAGAGAAUGCACGAACGCUGUUCAACAAAACAGGACUUCAUGUUGCUGGCAGAAAAAAUGGACUCCAAAUCAUUUUGGCAAACUGCAGGUGAUGUUGGUCAAGAACUGCUAGAGACGGUAUCACCAUUGGGUUCUACACCACCAUCACAGUUUGAAAAAUACACAAAAGUGUACCUGAUCAAUUGCAAAUCACAAGCUGAAGAAAGGACACAGUCAGCUCAGAGACACUGCAAUGCAACAAGUCACCGUGAACAGCUGGCAAAGACUGCAUUAGCUGCAGGUUCAAGAGACAAUAUUACAAUUUUGAUCGUACUUCUAAAUGGAUGUGAUAAGAUACCCAAUUACCUCAACAUUUAAAGAUUUAUCAUAGGAUGACUGGAGUGCCAAAGGUGUAUAUAUAGGACAAGCUUAUAUUUAGCUGUGCCAUGAAUUUAUUGUAAGCAUCUUAAAUGCUGACCCAUACAGUGAAUCAGACAUCUUAUCUGGAACUGUACAAAUGCAAUAAAACCUUCUGAAACUCUCAAUAAGAAGCAGUAAUCAAAAUUUUUUUAAACCACUUUAUUCAAACCUGAGCACCUCAAUAUAAAACUAAACACUGGUGAACUGUCAUUUUUCUUGCUAAACCCAGAUUACUGCAAAUUUAAAAUCUGCACAAGUAAGUUUCUAUCAGUUCAACAUUUAAAUAGACUAAUUCAUCUCUUCUGACACACUUUGUAGAUUUCAUAUAAUGAAAAUAACUAAAAGAAUUAGUGCAAUAUACUGGACUGAUCAAAAUAAAAUGUACUUUGGAAAACAAAGUUGCGAAGUUCAUUACUGACAGACAGCAGUACUUAUGUUACAGAUACAGGAGCAUCAUUUAUUACUGUUCUAGCCAUAAAGGAAGAACUCAGAACCCCCUUCGAUUAGAGAGGAAAAAAGUUAGCUUUAAGUAACUGUACAUUCUGUAUACCUUUAAGCAACUCUUAAAUAUUACAGAAAGUAUUAAACAAAUGUAGACUACAAUGCAGAGUACCUAUUUACAGUACAUUAAUAUCCAAAUUUAAAAUUAAGUUGGAUGUACAUAAUCAUUAGUGCACUAUUUUUUUUCCUUAGGGGAAAAACAAACUGUAAUGGCCAGCAAUGAUCAGAAACAAGAAAGAAGUCACAGACACCGAGUUUGUUGUGGUUUUACUUGAAGAGCUCUUACAGUUUGUAGAGGACAAAAAACCC